AUGAGUCCCGCCAAGACGUGCGUCGUGCUCACGUCUUCCAUGGUCUCCAUUACCGAGCAAAAGUACGAAAUUGGCCACCUCAAGCAGCUGCUCGAUGGGAACAAGAUUACGUAUACGGAAGUAGACUGCAGUCUCGAGGAGAACCGGGAGACGCGGGACCGCUACUUUGAGGCCAGCGGCAUUCGUGCCAACUAUCCACAGGUGUUUCUACAGGACUCGGAAGGCAAGAAGAUCCAGUACAUUGGCUCGUUCAAGGAAAUUCAAGAGCUGAACGAGAUGAACGAUGUGCCGCCAGAGAUUCUCAAGGCCAACAACAUCCAGACGCUCAAAAGCGUCUUUGCUGACGUGUUGAAACGAGCUUGA
Messenger RNA from Peronospora matthiolae, 363 nucleotides. Lineage: Eukaryota; Oomycota; Peronosporomycetes; Peronosporales; Peronosporaceae. The record is from the annotation of a GenBank genome assembly.